CUUUUAAUUAGGUGGCGCGAAAAUAACGCCCUUCUCUCUCUCUUUAAUCUUUCAUCUCUCUGAUCCUUCAAUCUCCUCCCGAACAAUUUCAUCUCUCUAGAGUUUUUGGUUUCUUCUUAAUCACACCAGCAUUCCUCAUCGCCGCCGGAGAAAUACUUAUUAGAUCGAGUUUUGCAUUUCCCCCAUUUUGAAGAUAAAGAUUCAGCGAGGAGAAUCACGGGAUUGCUUUUUCUGAAAUCAAAGCGCUUUAUUUCUUCUUUUCCUGGUUAAAAAAGAACUCCCUUUACUGUUUCAUACUGUUUAGCUCGAAUAUAGAAAGAACUGAGAGAGGCGUGAACUACUGACUCCACUCAAUGCAACUUUUGUUUCCUUAGCUUUGAAUGGAUGUAGCAACAACAGAUUCCACAAGACGACGCCGUCUUAUCCCAUCCGAUAAGAACAACAAUGCACCCGCUGCCACCACUCGCCGUCCUCGAACAGCUGAAGUCAGUUCGAGAUACAGAUCACCCACACCAACCAGAACCGGGAGAUGUCCUUCUCCAAGCGUCACAAGACCGACAGUCUCUUCAACCUCUCAGUCCGUGGCCGCCGCCAAAAGAGCGGUUUCUGCUGACAGGAAGCGUCCUUCAACACCUCUCUCUCCCACAACUUCCUCCACGCCUAUACGUGAUGUCUCUGUAGACUUACCCGCUUCAUCCAGGCGUCUAUCUAUGGGCCGUUUGCCUGAAAGCUUAUGGCCUUCCACUAUGAGAAGCCUCAGCGCUUCCUUUCAGUCCGAUUCUGUCUCUGUCCCUGUUAGUAAGAAGGAGAGAACGGUUAGAAGCUCUUCUGUUGAUCGAACGUUGAGACCUUCUUCGAAUAUAGCUCAAAAGCACAAGGCUGAAACGACUUCUGCAUCAAGGAAACCUACGCCAGAGAGGAAGACAAGUCCACUGAAAGCGAAAAAGAAUGCAGAGAAUCUUUCAGAGAAUUCGAAACCUGCAGAUGGUGGUCACAGUAGGUUAAUAGAACAGCAUCGAUGGCCUAGUAGAAUCGGUGGUAAUCUCGGUUCGAAUCUUUUAAACAGAAGCUUAGAUCUUGGCGACAGGACUUCAAGGGGUCUACCAACUUCAGGGUCUCGAAUGGGACCGUCUCUUAGGAGAAUGUCACUACCUUUGUCCAGCAGUUCCAAACCGUUGCAUAAAACUUCUAGUACCGCAUCUAGUCUAGGUGGAUUAUUGUCUCCAACGAAGUCGGAGGAUAAUAACGUAGCUCGAGCUUCUGGUGCUCAAAGACUUCUGUCUGCAAGUUCGAUGGAUAGAGCAACCUUAGCAACUGCUGUAGCUAGGCUGCAUCCACUGUCUGCUCCUGGAUCUCGCCCUGCUUCACCAAGUAGAACAUCGUUUUCGUCUUCAUCUUCUGUUUCCCGAGGUAUGAGCACUUCGAGAGGAGUGAGUCCUGCAAGAGGACUAAGUCCUUCACGUGUCACAAGUACCUCCUCUUUUGCUAGACCAUCAACUCCACCUUCAAGAGGGGUAAGCCCCUCCCGGAUAAGACAAACAAGCAACUCUACACAAUCCAGCACCGCGAGCUCUGUUCUCAGCUUCAUCACGGAUGUGAAGAAAGGCAAGAAAGCAAGCUACAUCGAAGACGUUCAUCAACUGCGUCUGCUCCACAAUAGAUAUCUACAGUGGCGGUUUGCAAUUGCGCGAGCUGAAGCUGUAAUGCACAUUCAAAGAUUAACGUCCGAGGAAACUCUAUUUAAUGUGUGGCAUGCGAUAUCAGAGCUACGGGAUGAUGUGACCAGCCAAAGGAUUGGCCUGCAACAGCUGAAGCUAGAGAUCAAACUCAACUCACUACUAAACGACCAAAUGGUGAAUCUUGAAGAAUGGGCCGCACUCGAAAGAGACCAUGUUAGUUCUUUAGUUGGGGCCAUAGCAGAUUUAGAAGCUAAUACUCUCCGCCUUCCAGUGUCUGGAGGUACAAAGGCGGAUGUUGGAUCUUUGAAAACAGCUAUGUCCUCGGCUCUCGAUGUAAUGCAGGCUAUGGGAUCGUCCAUUUGGUCUUUACUCUCAAAGGUGGAGGAGAUGAAUAAAAUGGUGUCAGAACUGGCUGUUGUAGUUACAAAAGAGAGUUCUAUGCAAGGGAAAUGCGAAGAUCUUUUGGCCUCAACUGCGAUCAUGCAGAUAAAAGAGUGUAGCUUGAGGACUCAUCUGAUACAAACUAAGAGGGAAGGAGAAGAAGAAAAUACAGAGGAGGAGACUUCUUCAUUGUUGCCAUUAAGCAAGCUUCCGUGGCCAUAAUUAACACACUUACGGUUCCACACGCUUACCACUGAUGACUGAUCUGUAAAUUGCUCUUUGAUACACCCACAUUUCUCUUAGAAGUAUUUUUAUUUACUUUCUUUUUUGUUAUGUAACAUUAGCAUAGGAAUACAGCAAAAGGAAAAAGCAAUUUAUUUGUUCCCAUAGGAACACAGCUCUGA
Raphanus sativus (radish) is the source of this 2464-nucleotide messenger RNA. RefSeq names its product AUGMIN subunit 8. NCBI's taxonomy places the organism in Eukaryota, Viridiplantae, Streptophyta, Magnoliopsida, Brassicales, Brassicaceae. The transcript is spliced from 6 exons. Gene Ontology annotation, molecular function: microtubule binding. The record is from RefSeq and is a predicted model, not a curated record. Bases 381 to 2282 code for a protein of 633 amino acids. Gene Ontology annotation, biological process: spindle assembly; centrosome cycle. Gene Ontology annotation, cellular component: centrosome; cytoplasm; nuclear microtubule.